Molecule: messenger RNA, 975 nt
Organism: Strongyloides ratti
Lineage: Eukaryota; Metazoa; Nematoda; Chromadorea; Rhabditida; Strongyloididae
Exons: 4
Coding region: 1-975 (324 amino acids)
Source: RefSeq, a predicted model, not a curated record
AUGGAGAAGGUAAAAGUUAACGUUGUUGUAGAACCAAUAUUAGGACCAGAAAAAUCUAUCAACUUUUCUCUAUUUCAUAAAAGAGUUAAAAGAGUCGUCACACUUCCUUCUAGCGUAUUGGUUAAAAAUAUUUGUAAGAAAAUUAUGACGACAAUGGGAUGUGGAGAUUUAUCAGAUUAUGCACAAGCUGUAAUUUUUCUUCCCCGUUCCAAAUCAAAUAAUUAUGAUGAAUUAUUGUCAAAUUCAAAAGUUACAAUGGGAAAUGUAAAAAGUAUUAUUGGUGAACCAAUAAAUAUUAGAAUCUCAGCAAAAAGUAGAAAUGGGCUUCCGGAUGAAAUCGAAACAGAGAAAAGUAUUUACAGUAAUUUGAUAAAACUACUUAUUAAGGAAAUUCCUGAUAUUAAAAAUGUAUUGGGAGAUUCUACUGUUAAAAAUGCCAUUGAAGCUGUAAACAAUAAUACAAUUUCAGAAUUAUCUUAUGAAUCAAUAUCUCAAAUUCAUAAAACAAUUGAAAAUAAACUGAUUUCGUCAACAUCUACCGAAAGUAAUUAUAAUACAGUAGAGGGAGAAGUAUGUACUGUUAUUGGAAUGAGAGAACAAAUGUUUUCAUAUCCAACAUCUUGGAAGAAUACCAUUGAGACAAAAUAUAGCGAAGAAAGUUGUCUAUUAAAUUCAUUUACAUCUCCUGGAAAAUCUAAAGUUAAAAGAAAUAGAUUUCUAACAAAAUUUAGGAACAUUUUUAGUCAUCAUGUAAACUUUCGUAGAAGUGAAAAUGUUUUCCUAGAUUUUUGGUAUUUACAAGAUAAAAAUCCAUCACUUUUUAAGUGUGAAGAAUAUGCAAAAUGUUUAAAUACCUUUUCAAAGCGAUCACCAAAGUCUUUAAUUAAUGGACAUCUAGUAAAAGAUUGGUUUGAUAAAAAAAAUGAAAAAGAACAUCUUGGGGGACAUUAUUUACAGGCAAAUCAGACAUAUUAA